AAGGAAGAGGAGGAGGAAUCAGAAACAAGCAUCCGAUUCCGAUCGAGAAAUACACAAGAAUAUAAUUAAAAAUAGGGUUUUGAAUUGACGCCCAAAAAUAAAAAAAAUCAAUCGGGAGGCGAAGAAAAUGGAAGGAUGGGAUCCGAACACGAAGUCGACGUUAACGCGGAUACCGCUUCUGACGACCAAGGCGGGUCCAAGAGACGGCGCGGCAUGGACACAGAGGCUGAAAGAGGAGUACAAGUCUCUGAUUGCGUAUACCCAAAUGAACAAGUCCAACGACAAUGACUGGUUCCGUAUCUCUGCUUCCAAUCCUGAAGGUACCCGUUGGACUGGCAAGUGUUGGUAUGUUCACAACCUUCUCAAAUACGAAUUCGAUCUCCAGUUCGAUAUUCCUAUUACCUACCCAGCCACUGCUCCUGAGCUUGAGCUGCCCGAAAUUGACGGCAAGACCCAGAAGAUGUAUCGAGGUGGGAAGAUAUGUCUGACUGUGCAUUUCAAGCCGCUCUGGGCCAAAAACUGUCCUCGGUUUGGUAUAGCGCAUGCACUUUGUUUGGGACUUGCUCCAUGGCUUGCUGCAGAGAUUCCAAUUCUUGUGGACUCCGGCAUGAUUAAGCACAAAGAUGACGCAGCCUCAUCUGCAGAAUCUUAAUCUAUGUAACCUGUCUUUUCGAUCUCAAGAAUGUUGAGGUGUUGUUUAUCAGUUAUAGCUGAACUCAGAAAUGACUGAGGUGGAUGCGUCUGCGUCUGCCCUUUAAACACUUACAUGAAAACCGAAUAAAGAUUAAAGCUAUUGCAAUGUUUUUCGUUA
Messenger RNA from Capsella rubella, 811 nucleotides. Its product is annotated as ubiquitin-fold modifier-conjugating enzyme 1. The record is from RefSeq and is a predicted model, not a curated record. Bases 128 to 652 code for a protein of 174 amino acids. Gene Ontology annotation, cellular component: cytoplasm. The transcript has 3 exons. Gene Ontology annotation, biological process: protein K69-linked ufmylation. Gene Ontology annotation, molecular function: UFM1 conjugating enzyme activity. NCBI's taxonomy places the organism in Eukaryota, Viridiplantae, Streptophyta, Magnoliopsida, Brassicales, Brassicaceae.